GAAACCAUCAAUGAACAGGAUUCAAUUUUUUCAAAUUAGUCUACUGUAAAUUUUUUAGCGUGUAAGUUUGCAGUUCUUUUACAAUGCGUUAUUUUGAUGAACACAAAUUGUAAAAUAUAAAGAUUUCCUUUGAGUUUUGAUAAAUUUGCAAGUAAGUUUCCUAUCGACAUUCGACACUCGAUUUACGCCCGCCAUUAAAAAGCAAUUAUGUUACAGGAGAACCAAACAAUUUUUUCCUUGAGGGAAAUAGAAGAUUUGGCAUAAUACCAUUGAAGCGUUGUAUUGUUAAAUGUAUGUUACAUGUUAAAUGACAAGUUUUAUUGUAAAAUGUAUCAUGUAAAACAAUGAAUAUUUUGGCUUUUGCCUCAAACCGUCACGUUAACUGACGCUGUUUGAUGAUUUGGUCUGUCAUAGUGUAAGUAACUAAACACUAUUCAUAAGCAACUUCUUUAAGUAAUUAGAAGAUGAUAUAACAUUGCACUGCGUCUAGAUCUACCACACAUGUGCUUGGUGCUACCACAGCAAUAUCUUAAUCGGAAGACGGUCAACAAUAAUUUCACUUAAUAAAAGAAAUAGAAGAUGAGUAGUUCAGAAAGGGAUAAAUCAUCUUCAGGUCGUCGAACACAUAAUUGCGCUAAAUGCUUGAAUCAUGGCAUUAUAACGCCACUACUAAAUCACAAAAAAUUCUGUCAAUUUAAAGAUUGCCCUUGCAAUAAAUGCAAAAUUGUGUCGAGACGGCCAACGAGAGAACGUUCAAGAGAUCUUGCUGCCGAACACAGAGAGGAGCAAGAAAUUGUUGAGCCAAUGUUCGAUGGCUAUGACGAAGAACAUGUCCCUGAAUUCAGUGGAUUGCAAAUGAAUUUACCUAGACGAUCAGAGAAAAGAAGACGAGAAUUUCUGGUAGAGUGGGAACAGCCAGAAGCCAAAAGAGGUAGAGGUUCUGUUGGACGCCAUUUAACCAACACAAGAAGUACAAUAACGCCACAAGAUGUACAGCAGCUGAUUGAUAUCUUUCCUGACGAAGACAUAUGUGUGCUCCAGUGUAUCUAUGAAGCUUGUGAUGGUGAUAACGAUGUUUUCGUGCAGUUGAUAUUAAAGAAUUUGCGCUCGUAA
Xenia sp. Carnegie-2017 is the source of this 1113-nucleotide messenger RNA. RefSeq names its product doublesex- and mab-3-related transcription factor 3-like. The transcript is spliced from 2 exons. Gene Ontology annotation, molecular function: RNA polymerase II cis-regulatory region sequence-specific DNA binding; DNA-binding transcription factor activity, RNA polymerase II-specific; ubiquitin binding. The record is from RefSeq and is a predicted model, not a curated record. Gene Ontology annotation, biological process: regulation of transcription by RNA polymerase II; sex differentiation. Bases 580 to 1113 code for a protein of 177 amino acids. NCBI's taxonomy places the organism in Eukaryota, Metazoa, Cnidaria, Anthozoa, Malacalcyonacea, Xeniidae. Gene Ontology annotation, cellular component: nucleus.